GAUCAUUUCAAGCAGCUUAUCCUCCAUCCAUAGUGGGAUAUGUCAGUUUAUUUUAUUCCAGAAACGAAGUAACCUUGAGAUAUUCCAUCUUUAUGGCUUUAAUCUCCAUUGGUGGUGCUCUUAGUGGACUCGCCUCAUAUUUCAUAGUCCAAAUAUCAGGAACUUCAUUAUUUGGUUUUCAAUGGUUAUUCAUAAUUGAAAACAUCCCAACUUUAGUUAUGGCCUUAAUUAUUGCCGUAUUUUUAACUCAUGGUCCCGGAAACGCCCGCUUCUUCACGCCUGAGGAACGUGAAUUCGCUGUUGAACGGUUAAAAUCAGAAGGAGGUCCAAAUAUGGUUGAUCGUAGCAUCGCCAAAGCUCAAAUAAAACUUGUCUUCACUGAUAUCCUAACUUACAUUUAUAUGAUAUUAUUUAUGCUUACUUCAAUUACAUUCUAUGCUCUUAAUAUCUACCUUCCAACUUUAGUUUACCAACUUGGUUUUAAUGAUGUACGAGCUCAAGUAAUGGUCAUACCACCACUUCUUGUUGCAACCGUAUUUAUGACAAUUAAUUCUUGGUUAUCUGAUAAGUACCUGACAAGGACUUGGAAUAUAUUGGCUUGUUAUUUAUUAGCAAUCAUUGGAUUGACAGGAAUGGUAGCAACGCAAGCCAAUGAUCCUAGUUUAUACAAUUUGAGAUAUUUUUUUACGAUUCUUCUGUCAUGUGGCGCAUACGGUGUUUUACCAGUAGCCUUCAUCGGUCAAUACAAGCGCAGCACGAUGGUCGCAGUAGUAUUAACUUUUGAUCAACUUGGAGGAAUCAUAGGAAUUCUAAUAUUCCCAGCUGAUGAUGCUCCUUCAUUCUUUAUGGGAAAUACCGUAUGCUUAAUUUCAAUAAUCCUUGCAACUAUUAUUACUAUCGGGUUGAAAUUUUACUUGGAAUCAAUAAAUAAGAAACGUGAUUUGGCUAUAUUAGCUGAUAAUGAUUAUAAAUUAGAUGAGAGUGAAUUGAAGAAUAGUAAAUGGAUUAGAGAGAUUGCUAUGAAAUUAGUGGAAAAUGAACCAAUGUUUGAUGAAGUGUUGUGUGAUAAGCAUCCUAAUUGGAG
This is a messenger RNA of Racocetra persica, 1084 nucleotides long. The record is from the annotation of a GenBank genome assembly. Lineage: Eukaryota; Fungi; Glomeromycota; Glomeromycetes; Diversisporales; Gigasporaceae.